GAAGGGAAAAGUGAGCCGCUUUACCAUUUACGAUCCCUGCAUUCAGUUGCUAACGAUGACGCCGUAGCAACCGUGGUGGAAUCACUGCUUCAUGCCAGCCCGAAGCUUGUAAAUGCUCACGAUGAAGAUGACCGACUCGCUCAGCACUGGGCGGCAUCGUACAAUCACCUGGACAUCCUCCAGCUACUGGUCCAACAAAGUGCAUUUGACGUCGACGCACAGGAUGGUUCCGGCUGGACCGCCUUGAUGAUGGCAUCGUCGAUCAAAGACGGGGAGGAUGCCGUCGAGCUGCUGCUGCAGAGGGGGGCGGAUGUAACCAUGACAAAUAACAAUGGACAGACCGCUCUCCACUUCACAGCCUCGAAGAACAACCUCGACAUCGCCAAGCGGCUGAUCGCGCACAAGGCAUCGGCGCGCACUAAAGACAAGCGCGGUCAGCUUCCGCUGCAUCGCGCCGCAGCGAUCGGUUCACUGCCCAUGAUCAAACUGCUCCUGAGCAGUCGAAGUCCCGUGAACGCAACGGAUGUGGAUGGGCUCACGGCACUGCACCAUGCGAUUUCUGAAGGGCAUGGGGAGGCGGCGAUGCAGCUGCUCAGAGAAGGGGCGGAGUCGGAUAAGAGGGAUUUAGGGGGACAGCUUCCCAUUGAUCUAGCCCCUGAUGGAAAGAUUCGCAACUAUAUCCUCCAGAGCGCCGAACGGGAAGGGAUAGAGAUACAGCAGACGUAAACCUUGCGGCACCUUUCUUGCCACACAAUGUAUCCAAUGACUGACACGUAUGCGAUCAAACACGGAACCAUGUCCUAGUGAAAUUUGCCUUGCCAGUAAACGCACCUCCUCCAAUCUCGAGCGUAUUCACUUUUUCAUCACCGUACUCUCCGCUAGUUCCCGCAACAUAUUUUUCAAAUCCACCACAUCAUUCUCCAAUUCCUCC
This is a messenger RNA of Eremomyces bilateralis CBS 781.70, 931 nucleotides long. Its product is annotated as putative proteasome regulatory particle subunit. The transcript has 7 exons. The record is from RefSeq and is a predicted model, not a curated record. Gene Ontology annotation, cellular component: nucleus; cytoplasm. Lineage: Eukaryota; Fungi; Ascomycota; Dothideomycetes; Eremomycetales; Eremomycetaceae. The coding region runs from base 247 to 726 and encodes 159 amino acids. Gene Ontology annotation, molecular function: protein binding.